Molecule: messenger RNA, 698 nt
Organism: Pelodiscus sinensis (Chinese soft-shelled turtle)
Lineage: Eukaryota; Metazoa; Chordata; Testudines; Trionychidae
Source: RefSeq, a predicted model, not a curated record
UGUUCUCUGGGCGUGAUGACCUUCGGGCUGUUCUCACCUUUGCUCCCCUUUGCGUCCCUGCCCUGGCUCCAGUGUAACCUCCUGUUUGGCUGGAGCAUCCGCAGCUACCGGACGCUCUGCAGCGCGGCGGUGACCAUUGUGGGGCUCCUGGUGGGGGACUUCAACUACGACACGGUUCUCAACUUGGACCCGGUCUUGGCGGCCCUGCUGAUCCCCACGAGCAUCGUCUCCAUGCUGUACGUGCUCACAAACCUGCUGGUCUCCGCCCUGCUGACCACCUUCGGCGAGGAGCGGGCAGCGGCCAUGGCAAGCCAGGAGGAGUCCAUGAUCCAGCUGAUGUGCCGCAAGCUGGCGGCCUUGCUGGGACUGAAGCAGCAGCCCUGGCCGGAGCCCCUGCAGGGCGGAGCAGCGCAGAGAGCUGGGCCUGGCUGACCCUGGAGACCCAGCUGCCAUCCCCACCCCCUGCCUGUUUCUGCUAAGAACUUCAGCUCUUCCUGCUUCUUCCCCCUCUCCUUCCCCAAGGCCUGGGGGCAGGAGUAGGGGGCCUGUUCUGGUUCCAAUAAAUCAUGUGUGAAAGUGACUGUGCCCCCCAACAGCGCCCCGCUCCGGUGCAGAGGCCGUGGCUUCCCCAGCUGGCUGAAUGCUGCACACAGUGCUCUCUACAGCAGGGGGGGGGUCUCCCCUUCUUCCCUGUGAGC